GACAAGUUUCAUACAUAUCAAAUUCUGUGCAUCAAAUCUCUCUCAUUUUGUACAAUGUGUCAAUAAAAUUUACCUACUAUGUUGAAUUCCUCUGGUUUUCUACUUGAAAUCGUCGUCUUCCUCGCAGGAUGUUGCAUAGUUUUGUUUGCAAUAGGUGUAGAAACGGUAAAAAAUUUCUUUCUGCGACAAGAAGCACGUCCUGUUCCUCAAGACCGAGGUGAUAAUCACAAACAUGCUCCAUCAAGAAAGUCCAGUCGUCAGAAGCGCCCUACUCAUUCCGGUCUAAGCCAGUUAAAUGGUUACUCUUUAGAUUCCCAAGAUCAAACAACGCCGGAUCAAUGGCCUGGUCAAUAUCGAGCCGCAACAGGUUUUCUACAAUCCCCUAUAAACCUAAGAUCCGCAAAUAUUCUUUAUAUACCACCGGGAAUUCAGUGCCCUCUCAAAUUCAAUAAGCAGUACUUUACGCAUCCAAGAAGUAUGACCCUUCUGAAUGAUGGGUAUAGCAUCAUAUUGGGAACGUGUUAUCCUAAUGAAUAUCCUAUAUUGAGUGGUGGACCACUUCAAAACUGUUAUAGAUUUAAUUUAGCUCAGUUCAAAUGGGGUCCAACGAAUGACGAAGGCUCUGAACACACCAUCAACCAUAAACGGUUUGCAAUGGAAAUGCAAUUAAUGCACAUCAAGGGCGAAAAGGUGUAUGCCACCUUAGAAGAAGCGGUUACUCAUAGAGCAGUUGUGUUUCUUAGUUUUUUAUUUGAAGUUACAAGACAAGAUAAUCCUUUUUUAGCUCCAUUAGUAAAUCAUCUUCAUGAUGUGUCAACUCCAAACACAACUUAUUCCAUAGACCCAUUUCCAUUGUGUUGGUUAUUUCAACCGUUCAAAUCGAAAUAUUUCCAUUACGAAGGAUCCAUCACUUGUCCGCCAUGUACAGAAGGUGUAGAUUGGUUGAUACAGCCGGAACCAAUGUGCAUAUCAAAUCGACAACUGAACGCAUUCAGAAGUAUAAACGGUUUUACGGGUCCUAUAUUGAACAAUGCCAGACCAGUUCAAAAAUUAAACAACCGAACAGUACAAUAUUUUAUGUGAUGCAACCUAAAAUAAACAAUUACAACAAAAA
Molecule: messenger RNA, 1114 nt
Organism: Dalotia coriaria
Lineage: Eukaryota; Metazoa; Arthropoda; Insecta; Coleoptera; Staphylinidae
Product: carbonic anhydrase 7-like
Exons: 4
Coding region: 79-1083 (334 amino acids)
Biological process (GO): one-carbon metabolic process
Molecular function (GO): zinc ion binding; carbonate dehydratase activity
Source: RefSeq, a predicted model, not a curated record